Copidosoma floridanum is the source of this 659-nucleotide messenger RNA. It is a transcript of the gene LSm7, whose product is annotated as U6 snRNA-associated Sm-like protein LSm7. Gene Ontology annotation, biological process: mRNA splicing, via spliceosome; nuclear-transcribed mRNA catabolic process. The record is from RefSeq and is a predicted model, not a curated record. Gene Ontology annotation, molecular function: RNA binding. Lineage: Eukaryota; Metazoa; Arthropoda; Insecta; Hymenoptera; Encyrtidae. Gene Ontology annotation, cellular component: spliceosomal tri-snRNP complex; Lsm1-7-Pat1 complex; U12-type spliceosomal complex.
AUGUCGACACAAAAGUUACAGCACGUUGAUAUUUAUGUACAGAACUCCCAAGGAGAUAAUAAGGAUAAAGAAAAGAAGAGGAAAGAAAGCAUUCUCGACCUAUCAAAGUAUCUGGAGAAAAGCAUCAGGGUAAAGUUUGCAGGUGGCAGAGAGGCAUCAGGAAUAUUAAAGGGCUAUGAUCCACUUUUGAAUCUUGUGUUGGAUAGCACAGUGGAGUAUCUUAGAGAUCCAGAUGAUCCACACAAACUUGAUCAGAACACACGUUCCCUAGGUCUAGUUGUUUGCAGAGGGACGUCCGUUGUACUGAUAUGUCCUCUUGAAGGGAUGGAAUCGAUCCCAAAUCCAUUUACACAACAAGAAAAUGCAUAACCAUUUAGGUUCUUACUGUGGUCAUUUUAUAUGUUUUUGUAAGAUUGUUAUGUAAAUAACAACAAGCGCAUUAUUAUUUUUCUACUUAAAAAAAAAACAAUUUCUGUGUAAGCAUUGUGGAAUGCUGUAAAUACUUAUGAUCAGGAGUAAUUCUAAUUACAUUAAUAUAUGUAGUUUUUUUUUUCAGUGAUAUAUUUUGGUAUAUUAUACUUAUUUAAGUAAAAUAAUCAAAGUUGAAGUAUUGAUAAGUAAAUUGAAUCUUACACUAAAGAUUAAAACUAAGAAUAAAG